This is a messenger RNA of Belonocnema kinseyi, 3520 nucleotides long. RefSeq lists its product as uncharacterized. Lineage: Eukaryota; Metazoa; Arthropoda; Insecta; Hymenoptera; Cynipidae. Gene Ontology annotation, cellular component: phosphatidylinositol 3-kinase complex. The transcript is spliced from 2 exons. The record is from RefSeq and is a predicted model, not a curated record. Gene Ontology annotation, biological process: intracellular signal transduction; phosphatidylinositol phosphate biosynthetic process. Bases 411 to 2147 code for a protein of 578 amino acids. Gene Ontology annotation, molecular function: 1-phosphatidylinositol-3-kinase regulator activity.
UGCAGGAGUGAUGCGUGUUUUUCAAUUUUCCCUCGACUCCUACACUCGAGAAUGUCAAGUUUACAUGUGAAAAGUGUUACAUUUUCCUCAAUCGUAGAUUUCUUCUAUGAUUUAAAAUAAAAAAAAUUGAAGAAACCUUUAAAAAUCAAGCUGUGCUCGGGAAGUGCCUUUUCGUUCGAUUCCGAAAAAUCUAAUCAGUGCUUUUCGAUGAAAAUUCGAUAAGAGUGAAAGAGAAAACGAAUUUCGAAGGACGUUCAUGGAACUUGGAGACUUUCUCCUCGAGAGAUUGUGCUGCUGUGAUACAAUAUAGUUUGGAUUAAAGCCAGUCAUCGUGUGGGACUAUUUGCCAGCGUGAAAAGACGCUUUCAGAGACUCUGAUUUGCCGGUAAUGCUGAGAUAGACAAGUGGGAAUGCCAUCGCCCAAGAUGCUGACGGUGAUGUGCCCGAACUGCCAACACCGGUUUCCGGCUCCUGGAUGCUGCAACCCGGCAACCCUGCAAGACGAAGAAGAAGAUGAGAGCAACAGACUGAUGGCGUCCGAGUCAACAGCAGACUACAAGGACUUUUACGGUGGCGGCGGCGGCGGCGGAGGACUCGGGUUCUCGCGAGGAUUCGGCCAUGGUAACUCCUGCUUCAUCAAUGCGCCCACCAUCAUCAACGGUCCGAUUUUCCAAACGGGUGAUCCGAAUCCAAGCAUCAAAUCGUACCUCGACCUCGCCCGAAAUCCUCCGUGUCUUCUCUCAUCUCCCCUGCACGGGGAAACAUCAUCCGCGACCAGUCACGUGAAACUCUCGCGAACCGGGUACCACAUGAUUACAAAUGGCGAUCACACAGGGGGCGGCGUCACCAUCACAACUCCGCGAAUUCAGUCGGGCGGUUGUCUCGUCGAGUGUAUCGACUCGGGAGUGUUAUUCCAGUCGCCGACCGAAAUGAGGCCUCAACUCGCCACCGAGGGUUUUCUGUCCAAUCAUCAGCUUACCACCGAGAUUCACGAUUUCGCGCCGCCAAUCCUCGACGAGGAGCUUCUUCGUGAUCUGCCGAGUCCGAACCUAGUCGAAAACGAGUGCUGCUGUUUCACCUGCAAAGACCAGGUGGUGCAGACAACACCGAGCGGCUGUCAGGAGCUGCCGGGCAUGAGGAGUAGCUUCUCCUGUCCGCGCAAUCAGAGGAGAUUCUCAUCCUCGAGUUCAAGUCAAUUUUGUCAGCGAGCAGCAGCCGCAGUAGCAGCAGGCGCUUCGGUGGACCGACAGCAGGUCUGUCAGGUCUGCUGUUGUCAGAACAAUCGUCACACCUCGCAAGUGAUGAUGGUCCAAGGAUCCAAUCCUGAUCUCCAGCUCUCGGUGAACGCGACUCUUCAAUUGCCCGCGAAUUUGGGCCAGUGUACAAUUAAUUUCACCGCCUCGACCAACACGUUGAAGAAUUCGACUGCCAAUUCGGAUAAUUCGUCCAAGACGACAAAUAGCAGCGCCAGGAGUUGGAACAAUUUCAACGGUGGGGGGAUUAUACAGCCGGACAAUAAUUACGGGAUGAAUGGAUCGUCGAAUUUGGAUAAUAGAGAUAAUAAUACAUCGCCGAGCACUCCCGUCUCGUGGCUGAUGCCAAGUCCCUGGAGUUUUGACACAAUUUUAAUGGACAAGGAGACGCCGCGACUCUGCGAGGUGAAGAAAAUGUUGAUGACAACUGGCUGGUAUUAUCCGGAGCUCAGCUGGAAGCAGAGCCAGGAACUUGUGAAGGGCGCGUCGGUUGGAUCCUGGCUGAUUCGCGACAGCUCGGACAAACGAUUUACUUUUACGGUGACUGUUCAGAUUCCGAAGGGUGCCACUUCGGUCAGAGUUCAUCAUUAUCGGGGGCAAUUUCGAUUUGACGCGGUUGCCCGAUUUGCGACAAUUAUGCCGCUCUUUGACUGUCCGAUCAAGAUGAUUGAGUACUAUGUGAUGUACUCGAAAAUGAAGAAGGAGAAGCGAGAGGUGUGGCUGGACUGCAACAGUGGCACGAGACGACAGAUUUAUUUGACGACACCUCUCGUGAAGGAAGUGAGAUCGUUGUCGCAUUUGGCGAGGCUCGCUGUCAAUGCGUACCAACUGCCCACCUAUCAAUUGCCGCCUCUCAUUCGCAAAUACCUCGCCGAGUAUCCGUACAGUAUCUAGGUUCUUUUGACGACAUUCUUCUUCCGCUUUUCGUGGGAUUUUACCAACACUUUGUGCGGCGCUUUCGAUUUAGAGUUUUCUCGAGGGAAAAUUCGAUAUCUCCAGGUUUCUGAGAGACGAACCUUUUCUUUUGCGAUUAUUGGAAUGCUUUUUUUUUGAGGAUCUUUCGAGAUUAUUUCAAGUUCCUUGGAAUCGUUGGCGUUCCUUUGAAUUAUCUGAAUUUGUGGAAUUUUCUGGAUUCCAAGGCAAUUUUUAAUGGUGCAAAGAGUCCGGAGAAAUUUGAAAAGAAUGCUAGGAGUUGAGAUUUCGGGGAAUUUAAGGAGUUCGGAGAAUGAAGGAAUUCAUAAACAUGAAGAAAUUCCGAGAAUUAGGGAAUUAAGAAAACUUCAAGGAGGUAAGAGAGUUGCGAGAAACCAGGAAAUUCUAGAAAAUCAGAGAUUUCUGAGAAUUUAGAAGAAUUGAAGGAAUUCAGAGAAUGAAUUGAAUAAUUCGGAGAAUCCAGAGAAUUAAAAGAGUUUGAGGAAUUUUUUUGAAUUCUUCUAAAUUCCUUGAUUUCUUUUAAAUUUCUGGAAUUCAUCUGAAUUCCUUGAUUUCCUAGAAUAUCAACAAAUUCCAAAUCAUUCAAAGAAUUGAAGAUAAAUUGAGAUUGAAAUUAAAAUAAUUAAGAAAUUUUUUAGGAAAUCAGAGAAUUUGAAGAAUUUGAGGAAUUUCUUUGAACUCUUCUAAACUCCUUGAUUUGUUUUAAAUUUCAUGAUUUUGUAGAAUUCUAAAAAAUUCAAAUUCCUUGAACUAGUCCGAAUUCCUUGAUUUCGUAAAAUUCCAAAAACUUUAAAAGAAUUCAGAAGAAUUCGGAGAAUUAACACAUUUCAGGAAAAUCAUAGAAUUUCAAGUAUUUGAAAAAUUCAGUGGAUUUUAGGAAUUCAAAGAAUUCAAAAAAUGCAGAGAAUCCAUUGAAUUCCAGAAAAUCAGAGAUUGCACGGAAUUCAGAAGGAUUGGAGAAAUUCCUCCGAAUAUAAUAAUAGAAUAUAAUAAUUCAGAAAAAUGAAAUGGAUUUAUAGAAUUAAUUGAAUAAUGUAGGAAAUCCAAAGUAUUUAACAAAUUUGAGGAUUUCAAACAAUUCAGAGAAUUCAAAGAAUUUCGAGAAUGAUGGAAUUAAGAUCAUUAGUGAACUUCAGAAAAUUCUGUGAAUUUGAGGAAUUUUUCUGAAUUCUCUGGAUUCUUCUGAACUUCUAGAAUUCUUCUAAAUUCCUGGAUUUCUUUUAAAUUCUUAGAAUUUGCCUGAAUUCUUUGAAUUUUUUUUUUUAUCCUUGAACUCUUCCCUCAAUUAUAUAUUAAUUCCUUCAUUUCACAAAAUUCCAAAAGCUUCAAAAUAA